AUGCGGCCGCUUUUGCUACUACACAGGGCUCCCAAACUCACAAAUUUCUCCGUAGAAUUCGAGUACAGGCCAGAGCUAAAGCCUCGCGUCGAUCUUUGGCUUCGUUUCGCCACAACUGCCAAGGUAGACCAACUUAGUCUAUGUUUAUCAUCUUGUAUCAUACCUGAAGAAUACACAGUGCCGCAGCAUCUCUAUGCCAAUGAGUUUGUUUCUAAAUUGAAUUUUAGGAACUGCAUAAUUAAGCCUAAUGGGUUAAUAGGUUGGAGUUCACUCAAGCACUUGUAUUUUGGGUUCACGUCCUUGCCCGGCGAUGUGAUAAAUAAAUUGUUAUUGGGUGGUCCUAGACUUGAAUCCUUGGAAUUGCAUAAUUGUUAUCAUUUUAAUCGGCUGGAUAUUGUGUCCGCGAGUUUGAAAAAAUUUGUGAUGUUACAUUCUUAUUAUGGAGAGGAGGGAUGGGAUGAGAACGAGCUGUUGGACUUGAAAAUUGAUUCUCCAAAGAUGGAGUCUUUGGAAAUUGUAGGGAAUUUAUAUAAUAUGAAGAAGUGUCGGAUAAAGGACCUGUCGGCAUUGGUUGAGGUUAAGGUCGAUUUCGAAAUUCCAAUUGAAGAUGAUAUUGAAGAGGACGAUCAAACUAAGUACUGUGAAAGUGAAAAUGUUGUGAGAGAACUUUUUGAGAGUCUGCAGCAAGUCUAG
Molecule: messenger RNA, 693 nt
Organism: Quercus lobata
Lineage: Eukaryota; Viridiplantae; Streptophyta; Magnoliopsida; Fagales; Fagaceae
Product: F-box protein At5g03100-like
Exons: 1
Coding region: 1-693 (230 amino acids)
Source: RefSeq, a predicted model, not a curated record